Gadus macrocephalus (Pacific cod) is the source of this 3710-nucleotide messenger RNA. RefSeq names its product ST3 beta-galactoside alpha-2,3-sialyltransferase 2 (gene st3gal2). Gene Ontology annotation, molecular function: beta-galactoside (CMP) alpha-2,3-sialyltransferase activity. The annotation marks the transcript as partial. Lineage: Eukaryota; Metazoa; Chordata; Actinopteri; Gadiformes; Gadidae. The transcript is spliced from 7 exons. The record is from RefSeq and is a predicted model, not a curated record.
GGAGAGGCAGGGCUGGGCACGGUGGCAGGCCAAGGGGUGGGGGCAUGGCCGUGGGGAGGCCGCGUCCCGUCCGCCACGCUGCAGCGGGACAGACGCCCGGGCUGGGCCGCAUGGAGUCCCUGGGGCGGGGGGCUGACCAGAGGAGCCCCCUGGCUGUCGGAGCUCAGGCCCUGGGCGGGUGGAGGUGGUGGAGGCAAGGGGGGGGCGGGAGGUAACGUAGGCCCGGAUGGAGGCCUGGAGAAGGGGAGCGAGAGAGGAGGAGGAGGAGGAGGGGGAGGGGGGGGGGGCGUGAGGUGCUCCAGGAGAGCGUGCGUCCUGCUGAGCUCGCUGGCCGUGGUCUUCCUCACCUCGCUCUUCUUCUCCGUGUCGCUGCGCGGCGCCGUGGGCUUCAACUACCUGGAGGCGCCCGGCUGGGAGGAGUCCCGGCGGGUGAAGCUGGUGCCUAGCUACGCCGGCGCCCGGCGCCCGGCGCUGCCCGCCGACGGCGGCGGCGGCGGUGGCGGCGGCCCCCCCCAGCAGAGGACGUGCGCCUGCCCGCGCUGCGUGGGCGACCCGGGGGUCUCCGACUGGUUCGAUGAGAACUACGAGCCGGACAUCGCCCCGGUGUGGACCAAGGACAACAUCGAGCUGCCCUCCGAUGUGUACUACUGGUGGGUGAUGCUACAGCCCCAGUUUAAGCCCCACAGUAUCCACCAGGUGCUACUGAGGUUGUUCCAGGUGAUCCCGGGACACUCUCCGUACUCCUGGUGGGACCAGCAGCGCUGCCUGCGCUGCGCCGUGGUGGGGAACUCUGGGAACCUCCGCGGGGCUGCGUACGGCGCCGCCAUCGACGGACACAACCACAUCAUGAGAAUAAACCUGGCUCCCACCGUGGGCUACGAGGAGGACGCGGGAAGCCGGACCACCCACCACUUCAUGUACCCCGAGAGUGCCAAGAACCUGGCCGCCAACGUCAGCUUCGUCCUGGUCCCCUUCAAGACCCUGGACCUGCUCUGGAUCACCAGCGCCCUCUCCACAGGCCACAUACGAUUUACGUAUGCUCCAGUCAAGCAGUUCCUCAGAGUGGACAAAGACAAGGUGCAGAUCUUCAACCCGGCCUUCUUUAAGUACAUCCACGACCGCUGGACCAAACACCACGGCCGCUACCCGUCCACCGGCCUGCUGGUGCUCUUCUUCGCCCUGCACGUCUGUGACGAGGUGAACGUGUUUGGCUUCGGGGCCGACAGUCGCGGUAACUGGCACCACUACUGGGAGCAGAACCGCUACUCUGGGGAGUUCCGCAAGACGGGGGUUCACGACGCCGACUACGAGGCGCAGAUCAUCCAGCGGCUGGCCAAGACCGGCAAGAUAACAGUUUACCCCGGGAAGUAGAGGAGGAGGCACCGGACACGUGGUUAUCGGUGGCCGCACAACCCAAAACAGCGGGGGGGGGGGGGGGGGGGGUCGUGAACGUAUCUCCUAACCCACAGAAUGUGGUGGGAGUGUGAACUACCAGUGAGUCACCGGGUUUAAAUUCUGAAGUUGGAACUUCUCAACAACUAUUCGGAGCUUUGGACUAAUCCCCACUAAUAGUUGAACAAGUUGUUUAUGCCAAAGGACAAAGGGAAAGUGGUUUCAGGAAUUAUUACAAAACACAGUGAGUGUCCUGACUCCAGAGGAACCAGCGAGUUUGGACUUCCUGCCCCCUGGUGGGGUCAUUUUACCACAUGAAUCACACCAAGAACGGCACCAUCAGUCGGCUCUUUCAGAGGAAACACCGCGGAAGAAUUGAAAGUGAGAAGGACCCAAGCGAUGUGAAAGUGAGGACCCACUGUUUGCUGCAGAGCCAAUACCGCGGUACUUGCGUCUUGGCCCUGCCUCACCCUCACUUAUAUUUAAGGCCUCCCUCAGAGACCUCUUAAAUGGGCACACGUUGGCCGUGGGACUGUGGAAGCAACCACAACCCAAACCCUUUGAUAUACGACAGAUUGGGGACCUCGUGGAGCUCGCUGACGAACAGACUUUUAAUUCAGAAGGCUGAUGAGCAGCUGUGCCCUGCCCAUCACAAUCUAAUCAUCUGGGGGGACGGGGGACGACGACGACACAUCACACUGUCCAUUAUGGGGAGCCUGCUCAGUUUGAGCUCCAGGAUGGAUGUUUGUGGACACAUUGUUUUGGGUUCAGUGUGUCCGGGUGUUCAAUGGCUCUGGUUACCACUAACCCGCACACAAUUUUAAGACUCUCAGUGAGUUAUAUCUGUGGUGCAUCUUUUUGAGUGUACUGAUGACAUUAUGUUUAUUCUGGGACUUUGUUGUUGUUUAGACAGACACACACACACACACACACAGACACACACACACACACACACACACACACACACACACACACACACACACACACACACACACACACACACACACACACACACACACACACACACACACACACACAACAAACUGAUUAUCUGUAUUCCUCUCUGGCGAGUUUCUGUGAGGGAUUUGUCUUUUAAGUUGUAGAAGGUGCUGCUUAAGAUAAGAUACAGCAGACCCACGGCUUUGUAGAGUGAGUCUCUCUUUCUCUGUUUCUUUAUUUUCUUGUCUGCCUUCCACCUCCAACACACAUUGAACUGAGCUGGUCAGGGGGGCCAUCUAUCGCCUUACACUCUGCCUCUUGACCCUGUUCUCAUUGUAAAACUGCAUUAGAGUUAGUUUCUUUAUGUUCUUGUUAGCCAUGGGCCAAUGGAUUUACCUUCUUCAUUCAUAUAUUUUCCCCUUUCUUUCCUUCAAAGCUUAGUCAAGUUGUGGUGUUUUAAAGGUUGUGCCGCUUAUAAACACUGUAGUUGAGUUAACUGUGGAUAAAUACAAGACACAACAGUACUACUUCUGAUAUGAUUUUACAGCUGAUACAGCUUCAGACAUGCCUUACAGGGUUAAGUUCCCUUUUUUUUUUAACAAACAUUGGAAUGUGCAGGUUUGGCUAAUUAAUUUCCUCCACACCCGAUUUUGAUGGUUUCAAAGACUAGUAUGUACUAACCUUUGAAUGAAUCAGCUAGCUCAAUCAAACUAUGGCACGGCUUACUUACUGGAUGGCAUUAAUCAAGUAUACAGCUACUGGAAAGGAAAUGGCGAGAUACAAAGACACACAAGGAAACUUUGUCUAUCCAGCAAUUUAGCAUGAAAAGGUAUCUGUCUGUGACGGCAAUAAAUGCAGUAAAGUUCUGUGCCUCCCAUGUGAUCAGCAGAUAUAAAAUAUUGUGUUAUCAUUUGAUAGUAUUGUAUAACCAUACCUUCAGUCUCCUGGGUGACCAAUGUUUUACUACACAUCAUUUUGAUGGACGUGUUUUUGAAAUGAUGCAUAAUGGUGUUCUUCUAUAAGAUGCUCUCUGUUGGGCUAGGCUCAUUUUACAGUUCAGUCGGUUUAAGUGUGACUUGACUGAACACACACACACACACACACACACACACACACACACACACACACACACACACACACACACACACACACACACACACACACGUACACGGACAUGCGUACACACACACACACACACACACACACACACACACUAUUUACUAUUCAUGAGUAAAUAGCACACCAAAUAUUCAUGCUUUUGUGCCUUUUCCUGUCUGUGGCCAUCGCCUCCAGAUACUUUUCUUUCUGUAAUUGCAGACCACAUAACCCACACACACACACACACACACACACACACACACACGCACACACACACACAC